This is a messenger RNA of Physcomitrium patens, 1896 nucleotides long. RefSeq lists its product as uncharacterized. Gene Ontology annotation, molecular function: fatty-acyl-CoA binding. The record is from RefSeq and is a predicted model, not a curated record. Lineage: Eukaryota; Viridiplantae; Streptophyta; Bryopsida; Funariales; Funariaceae. Gene Ontology annotation, biological process: fatty acid metabolic process.
UUAAACUUGAUCUGGCCCGCCAUGGCAGUGAACUAAUUUUGGCGUUUGUCUCUUGAGUUUUGCAGUUAUUCUAACCGAUCCGAAGAACUGACGAAGUUAAGUGGCAGAAGGUGUACAUUUACUGAUGUUAGCACGUAAGGUUGUUUCAUUUCUGGUUGAAUUUCGAUUUACUUCAGACUAAAUUUAGCCUACACCACAGUUUGGCCAGGUUGCGGGACUCUCUUCACAAGUUUUCAUGGGCACUGUCGUUCAGAUGUCGUGGUUUUGACGUGCCCGUAACUUGGAGCUCAAGUUAGAAUUCGUUAUUUUCUGUUUAAGUGAUACAUCUGAUCGAUCCAAUUCCGGGUCCACUGUUGUAGAAUGCUAAGUGGUAAACUCGUGGGUGAGUGACAAAUGAUGAAGGAGACGUAUAUUGAAAAUUGGAUUGAGAUUUGCCUCAGGAUAGGGAGAGUAGAGUCUAGAGAGACUUGGGAAGUUGAGUUAAACUAGGGAGGGCCAGGUCAGAAAAAAAAAAAAGGCGACAUGCGUGAGGCAGUUGAUUUGGAUUUGUUCAAAGUGCUAAACGGGCCAUGUCUUGAAUCAUGUUAGAGCUGUUGGUGGAGUUUGAGGAAUGAAGGGCGUGAUUGUGUUUGUCUAGGUGGAUCGUGUUGCAGCAAGCGCUGGUGAGCAGAGAAGUUAGAGUGUGAGAAGUUUCUGAGGAAUUCCUUGAUAGUGGACAUCGUGUCGGUGAUACGAUAAUUGCAGCAAUGGGGGAUUGGCAGGAGAAAAUGCAGACCAUUAUCAUAGGUUUUGUCUUCACGUGCAUGGUGGUGAUGCUGUUUUCGGUGAUAUCCUCUUUCCGUGCUGGAAAUUUGCGAGUAGCACGAGAGACAGAUGAUGAGGUUCCGCUACUCGUGCCUUCUGAGGCUGCGGAACUUUCACCUGCUCAUGAACAAAAUACUCCUCUUGUCGCGACUGAUGAGGAAACAGAAGCUGAUGGAGAUAGCGAACUAGAAGAUAGUGCUCAUGACUUUUCGAGUUUGUCUUCCCCUGAUUCCGAAGUCGAGACCGAUGCUACAGCAGCCUGUAGUCCUCGUGAAAUUGAUAGUGCCAUCAAUCCUACUGUUUCAAAGGUGGAGUCUAAGGAUAAUAAAGUAGACGCUACGAAGGAUGAAUUAGCAGAAUUUGAGAAAGAUGAGGGUGCAGAAGAUGAAAAUAUUGAAACGAAGCAUGUCAGUAUAUCAGGCGAGCAUUCUUUGAAAUCCUUGAAUGAACAGGCCAAUGGUGAUGUUGAAGAUGAGCUGGAGGUGUCUCGGAGUGCAACGGAUGAUUGGGAGGCCAUAGAAAGCACCGAACUUGAGAAACGUUUUGGGGCUGCUUCCACCUAUGCAAGUACAAUGGUUGUUUCACCGAAUGUGAAGUCUUCAAGCGAGGCAUUGCUACAGUUGUAUGCCUUCUACAAAAUAGCCACUGAAGGCCCUUGCUCUAAUCCACAGCCAUCGAUUUUGCAGCCGACUGCCCGUGCCAAAUGGAAUGAGUGGCAGAAGCUUGGAAGUAUGCCUCAAGAAGAAGCUAUGCAGAAGUACAUCGCUGUUUUGACCGAGGUCAAUUCUACUUGUUAUGAAACCUACCAGAAGAGCAAAGAGCCCGCAAGAGUAGUGGAUCAAAAUGAUCGGGACAGUUCAGUCAGGUGGUGAGAUGGAUGCAUUGCCAGGGUUGAGCAAGCUAAUCACGAGUGGAGGAGGACAAGAAGAGGACGUUUUCACUGCAGCUGUUUCCUCAAAGUAGUGAUUAUGAGCAGUGAAUUGAGACCUCUAUGACCAGUACCAACCUAAAAAAACGUUUUUCUUUUGGACCUAAUGAUUAUACUGCAUAUGAUUUUGCAAUCACAAUCCAAAAUGAUUACAUCAUUUGCAA